CGGUGGCGGCGGCAGCGGUGGCGGCGGCGGCGCUCGCUCGGGGCAUGGUCCCCGGGUCCGAGGGCCCGGCCCGCGCCGGGGGCCUGGUGGCCGACGUGGUGUUCGUGAUCGAGGGCACCGCCAACCUGGGCCCGUACUUCGAGGGGCUCCGCAAGCACUACCUGCUGCCGGCCAUCGAGUACUUCAACGGCGGGCCGCCUGCAGAGACGGACUUUGGGGGAGACUAUGGGGGGACCCAGUACAGCCUCGUGGUGUUCAACACGGUGGACUGCGCGCCCGAGUCCUACGUCCAGUGCCACGCGCCCACCAGCAGCGCCUACGAGUUUGUCACCUGGCUCGAUGGCAUUAAGUUCAUGGGCGGGGGUGGCGAGAGCUGUAGUCUGAUCGCGGAGGGUCUCAGCACGGCCCUGCAGCUGUUCGAUGACUUCAAGAAGAUGCGGGAGCAGAUUGGGGAGACGCAUCGUGUCUGCCUCCUUAUCUGCAACUCGCCCCCCUACCUGCUGCCCGCUGUUGAGAGCACCACGUACUCGGGGUACACCACGGAGAGCCUCGUGCAGAAGAUCGGGGAGCAAGGCAUCCACUUCUCCAUCGUGUCUCCUCGGAAGCUGCCUGCCCUGCGGCUCCUGUUUGAGAAGGCGGCGCCCCCAGCUCUCCUGGACCCGCUACAGCCGCCCUCCGAUGUGAGCCAGGACCCUCGGCACAUGGUGCUGGUGCGAGGCCUGGUGCUGCCAGUUGGGGGUGGCUCGGGGCCCGGCCCCCUCCAGCAGAAGCAGCCUGUACCUCUGCCUCCGGCUGCACCCUCGGGUGCCUCGCUAGCUGCAGUGCCCCAGCAGCCUCUGCCGCCAGGCCCCCAGCCGUACCAGGUCCCCGGGAACCUGAGUGCUGCCCAGGUGGCCGCUCAGAACGCUGUGGAGGCCGCGAAGAACCAGAAGGCCGGGUUAGGACCCCGCUUCUCUCCAAUCAAUCCUCUCCAGCAAGCCACUCCAGGGGUGGGCCCCCCCUUCAGCCAAACGGCUGCUUCUCAGCUUCCCUCAGGACCCCCCGGGGCUCCCAAGCCAGCCCCUGCAUCUCAGCCAAGCCUGGUUUCCACCGUGGCCUCGGGCCCAGGCCUGGCACCCUCUGCACAGCCUGGGGCAGCGAGCAUGGCGGGCACCGUGGCCCCCGGAGGGGUGAGCGGCCCAACGGCAGCACAGCUCGGCGCCCCGGCCCUCAGCGGGCAGCAGUCCGUGACCAACAAGGUCCUGGCCUGGAGCGGGGUCCUCGAGUGGCAGGAGAAACCCAAGCCAGCCUCGGUAGACACCAACACCAAGCUCACGCGCUCGCUGCCCUGCCAGGUCUACGUGAACCCCGGCGAGAACCUGAAGACGGAGCAGUGGCCCCUGAAGCUGAUCAUGCAGCUGAUCCCCCAACAGCUGCUGACCACUCUGGGCCCUCUGUUUCGGAACUCGAGGAUGGUGCAGUUCCAUUUCACCAACAAGGAUCUGGAGUCCCUCAAAGGCCUCUACCGCAUCAUGGGCAGUGGUUUUGCGGGCUGCGUGCACUUCCCACACACAGCACCCUGUGAGGUGCGCGUGCUCAUGCUGCUCUACUCGUCCAAGAAGAAGAUCUUCAUGGGCCUCAUCCCCUACGACCAGAGCGGCUUUGUCAAUGGCAUCCGCCAGGUCAUCACCAACCACAAGCAGGUGCAGCAGCAGAAGCUGGAGCAGCAGCAGCAGCGCGGGAUGGGAGCACAGCAGGCCCCCCCAGGGCUGGGUCCUGUUCUGGAGGACCAGGCCAGACCCUCGCAGAACCUGCUCCAGCUCCGCCCACCUCAGCCCCAGCCUCAGGGCACUGUGGGGGCCUCUGCAGCCUCAGGACAGCCCCCACCUCAAGGUACUGCUCAGGCCCCCCCGGGUGGGCCACCAGGUCCUCCAGGAGCAGCCCCUGGGCCUCCUCCAGGACCCAUCCUGAGACCCCAGAAUCCUGGGGCCAACCCACAGCUGCGAAGUCUCCUCCUCAACCCACCACCGCCCCAGACUGGGGUGCCCCCACCCCAAGCCUCCCUCCACCACCUCCAACCGCCAGGGGCCCCCACACUUCUGCCUCCACCGCACCAGGGCCUGGGGCAACCCCAGCUGGGACCCCCCCUCCUGCACCCACCGCCUGCCCAGUCUUGGCCGGCUCAGCUUCCCCCCCGGGCUCCACUGCCAGUGCCUAAACGCAAGCGUGAGCGAGAGGGCGGCGUGUUCCGAGAAAAGUGGGAGCGAGCGUAUUUCUUUGUGGAGGUGAAGAGCGUGCCUACUUGUUUAAUAUGCAACAAAAUCGUGUCUGUGCUGAAAGAGUACAACCUGCGGCGCCACUACAAGUCCAAGCACAGCAAGAGCUACGACCAGUACACGGAGCAGACGCGGGACGCCAUCCUGGACCAACUGAAAAAGGGCCUCAAGUGCCAGUAGGGCCGCGCCUCAGAGCAGGUGCCAGAGUCAGGGCGCUGGAGCACCACGGGGAACUGGCCCCGGCAACCCUCUCCUGCACAUGGCGCGUUGUUUUGUUCUUUUUUGAGGAGCCCUAAGAGACUGAGGGGGUCAGACCCUCCGCUCUGGGCCGUCCAGGACACGGAAGAUCUGGUGGUGCUUUCUCAGCCCGCUGGCCAGUCUGCCGUGGCCUUUCCUGCUGCUGCUCACAGACUCUUGCUCCCCCAAAUAGCUUUAUUUAUUUGUUGGCUGAGAAUUGGGGUGUGACCGAAUGGCUGUGACGUGGGCCCAGGCCAGCCCGCCACUGGCAAUGCCCAAAUUUGCUGGACCGAGUGGCCCUUUUCUGGGCCCGAUUGUCCACGGGGCUUUGCCCAGCUGCGUGCAUUGGACCAUCUGUUCCCUGGGGCGCCAGGACUUGGGGGUCAAGAGUGGACCCGCCAUGGACACUGCACCGUGCCCGUCUGGACCCCCGACAGGCCAAUAGAUGGUGCCCUCGGUCUGAUGUAUUUCUCUAGACACCCUGUGACCCGGCCGACACCACCCACCUCCAGCACUGGGGAUACAAUCCUGAACCCCUCAGAACUGUCGCCAACUGUCCACUCCUUGCUCUCCCAGGACGCCAGAAGGGCCCCGAUUUCUCUGGUCGCCCCAGUCGAGGUCGUGACCCUCCUCAGCGCUCCCGCGUCUCCAGAUGGACAUUUUCCACAAACAGCAACUUGAAUGUAUGUUCCUGUCGGGAAUCCAGGAAAGCUGGUGGGCAGUGGCUGCUGCUGUGCUUGAUUUCCAGAAAUCACCGACAUCACCUGACUAUUCCAAGUAGAAGUGAAGGG
Suncus etruscus (white-toothed pygmy shrew) is the source of this 3283-nucleotide messenger RNA. RefSeq names its product mediator of RNA polymerase II transcription subunit 25. Lineage: Eukaryota; Metazoa; Chordata; Mammalia; Eulipotyphla; Soricidae. Gene Ontology annotation, cellular component: mediator complex; transcription regulator complex. The record is from RefSeq and is a predicted model, not a curated record. Gene Ontology annotation, biological process: positive regulation of transcription by RNA polymerase II. The transcript is spliced from 18 exons. The coding region runs from base 45 to 2435 and encodes 796 amino acids.